AUGCCUACCAGAUUAACAAAGACUAGAAAGCACAGAGGUAACGUGUCGGCCGGUAAGGGUCGUGUUGGAAAGCACAGAAAGCAUCCCGGUGGUAGAGGUAUGGCCGGUGGUCAGCACCACCACAGAACCAACUUGGACAAAUACCACCCAGGUUACUUUGGUAAAGUUGGUAUGAGAUAUUUCCACAAGCAACAAGCCCACUUCUGGAGCCCAGUCAUCAACCUUGACAAGCUGUGGUCUCUGGUUGAGGAGAAGGACAAGAAGAUCGCUUCUAGCACCAAAGAUUCCGCUGUUGUCAUCGACACCUUGGCCUCUGGAUACGGAAAGGUUUUGGGUAAGGGAAGAUUGCCAGAAGUUCCAGUCAUUGUGAAGGCUAGAUACGUUUCGAAGUUGGCCGAGGAGAAGAUCCGUGCUGCUGGAGGUGUUGUUGAGCUUAUUGCUUAA
Messenger RNA from Ogataea philodendri, 444 nucleotides. RefSeq lists its product as uncharacterized. The record is from RefSeq and is a predicted model, not a curated record. Gene Ontology annotation, cellular component: cytosolic large ribosomal subunit; ribosome. The transcript has a single exon. Gene Ontology annotation, biological process: translation. Bases 1 to 444 code for a protein of 147 amino acids. Gene Ontology annotation, molecular function: structural constituent of ribosome. NCBI's taxonomy places the organism in Eukaryota, Fungi, Ascomycota, Pichiomycetes, Pichiales, Pichiaceae.